UCUACAGUAGAAGAAGCAGAUGAAAUUCUCAUCCAUAGUGAAGGAGGAGUGGAAUCUGCCCUGAACUACGCCAAGCGCUGGUGUAAAUAUAUCCGGGAAGUACUGGGAUAUAUUGAGAAGAGACUCAGCUACGAAUCUGAAUAUGCCAAGAAUACCAUCCGAUUAUGUGAGUCUGCACGGAGUGCCCUGGGCCAGCAGCAAUGUAUGCCUUUACAAGAUGUCUACCUCCUCCAUCUGGACCAUGAAUCCCAGACAGGAUCCUCAGCCCUUGAGACAGUUGCUCUUCUACAAAUGAAGAAGUAUUGCCUGCCUCUGUCAGCAAAGAAGACGGAG
This is a messenger RNA of Staurois parvus, 333 nucleotides long. NCBI's taxonomy places the organism in Eukaryota, Metazoa, Chordata, Amphibia, Anura, Ranidae. The record is from the annotation of a GenBank genome assembly.